Oldenlandia corymbosa var. corymbosa is the source of this 710-nucleotide messenger RNA. The record is from the annotation of a GenBank genome assembly. NCBI's taxonomy places the organism in Eukaryota, Viridiplantae, Streptophyta, Magnoliopsida, Gentianales, Rubiaceae.
CAACAAAUCUAUUCAGUUGGAACGUAAGAAAAUGGCAAUCCUCUCGUUCCUAGGAGUUUUGGCAACAUUGGCUUUGAGCUUAGUUUGCAACCAUGUGAGCUUCGUCCUUGGGGAUCUUGGCACCGCAACAGCUUAUGCUCCACCAUAUACUCCCACAAGGUGCAACGGGAACAGGCAAGAUCAGUUUCCAGCUGGGAAUUUAUUUGUAGCAGUGGGUGAAGGGCUUUGGGACAACGGGGCAGCUUGUGGAAGACGUUACAGAUUGAGAUGUUUGAGUGGGAACAAUAAGCCAUGCAAAGACAUUGACACCACAAUUGAUGUUAGGGUUGUAGAUUUCUGCCACAAAUCCCCUUGUCCUUCCACCAUGCUCAUGUCCGUCGAUGCCUUUUCAGCCAUUUCACACUCCCCUCGUUCCAAGAUCAACAUCGAAUACGUCCAGAUUUGAUGGAGAAAUCAUAAAAUGCCUUGCGAGCUGGAGUCAAUCGUCUUUGAAGUUUUGUUCCACAUCCUAUUACUAGAAUACUAUGGGGUAGUUAGCACUUAGCAGCUUCUGGCAGUGUAGUCCAAAUUUGAGGAAGAGGGAAAAAAAGAAAAUGUACAAACAAAGAAGUUAAUUUGAGAAUCUGAAUAGAGAAAGAAUUACACCUUUUUCUUUUUUUUUUUGGAUAAAUGUUACUAUAAUUUUAAAAUUUAAUCAAAAUCUCUCAUUA